AACCGUCACCGCUGGAAAAGCAUCUGGGCCGUCCCAACCAACAAAGCCUCCCAAAACCGAGGGAACGCUUCGGUUCACAAACACAUCAUCGCCAUUUUCCUCCUCUCUUCACCUCGCCUCGCCUCUCGAGUCUCUCAUCUCUCUUCCCAUUGCCGAACCUCCGCGACCCUCUUCCGCCCUCCUUUCCCCCCACCCGACCAUCCCGCGCCGAGCCUGCUGUAGGUGGCGCGAGUGCUGAAGCAGCAGCCAUGAAGUCCAUGAAGGGGCUCAGCGUGAAUAAAGUCUUCGGCAGCAUUAGGAAGAAGGCCAGCAAUGUGUCAGCUCGCAGUUCCGACGGUGUCAGCGGCACCACGCCCGCCUCGACCCCCGAAAUCACGGCUCACAACAGUGUGAAAGCCUUUUGCGAGUCUGGAGGAAAAGCACAGAGCGAUGAAGUCCUCUUCCUCCCCCCAAUCGUCGAUGCCGCCGAGUGUUCUCCGAGCGCCGCCGCCGAGUGCGCGCGCAUCAUCCGCAAGUACAUGUCCCGAGACUACACCUCGCGGCCAUCAUGGCAGUACAACGCCAUCAUGCUCUUGCGCAUAUUGGCCGACAACCCGGGUGCAACCUUUACGAGAAACUUCGACCAAAAGUUCGUCGAUACCACUCGCCAGCUUCUGAAGGGUGCGCGCGAUCCCAGCGUGCGCCAGAUCCUCAUGGAGACGCUCGAUGACAUGGAGCACACAAAGAUGGAUGACGAGAACCUGGCCCUGAUUAUAUCCAUGUGGAAGAAAGAGAAGGAGAAGGCAUACAAGGACCACCCGGUUCGAGGACAACCAUCGAUGCCCCAACCGCCUCCCCCUGGCCAAGCUCCGUAUAACCCCCAUUCACAAAACUACUUCGCUCGGAGCCACUCCAACAAGCGACUACCCGACCCCGUAGAACUGGCUAGCCGCCUCGAAGAGGCUCGCAUAUCAGCCAAACUUCUCGAGCAGGUGGUCAUGAACACCCCUCCGACCGAGAUGCUCGACAAUGACUUGAUCAAGGAGUUUGCCGAUCGCUGCCAAAGCGCUUCCCGUAGCAUCCAAGGGUACAUGACGUCGGAGAACCCCACUCCAGACAACGAGACCAUGGAGAGCCUCAUCGACACAAACGAGCAGCUGCAGACGGCCCUCAACCAGCAUAAGCGUGCUGUCCUCAACUCUCGCAAACACCUCGGCCUCGGUCAGCGCACCGAAUCCAGCACGCCCGUGAGUAUGCCCCAGUCCAACGGGUCUGGAGUCGAAAGGCGCGACGAGCAUCGAUCCUCGUCGGACUCUCGCAACCCUCCGUUGCCAGACCGUCUCAGCCCGACCGGUAACGGUAAGGGCAAAGAGACGGACGACUAUGCCCCACCUCCCGGUCCGCCUCCGGGCGUAGGGUCCUCUAGUUCCGGCUUCAGGCCGCUCCCAGACCAGGCCUCUAGUGAACCCUUUGAGGACCCCUUCCGAGACCCUCAACCCGGCGGCUCGGCCACCCACGCGGGUCCCAGCUCCAACGGCGACUUCGACAACCGCCUGGCCUAUGAGCCCUUCCACCCCGGCUUCGGUACGACCGAGAGCUACCUGAACCGUCAGGACAGUGCCGCUGGCAAGGUGGCCAUGCACGGUGCCGCGACUUCCGAGACAGUUGACCCGCGGACGCGACGACUAGCUACCGACGAAGUGUCAGAUGACGAUGACCUCUAUGAUGCGCCAUCUAGGACCAAAGAGGCCCCACACAAGUACUAGAGGAUCGAGCAGUACGAUAGGGAGUAGGAUUGGC
Molecule: messenger RNA, 1779 nt
Organism: Ilyonectria robusta
Lineage: Eukaryota; Fungi; Ascomycota; Sordariomycetes; Hypocreales; Nectriaceae
Exons: 5
Coding region: 249-1745 (498 amino acids)
Biological process (GO): actin cortical patch localization; endocytosis; actin filament organization
Cellular component (GO): actin cortical patch
Molecular function (GO): ubiquitin binding; phosphatidylinositol binding
Source: RefSeq, a predicted model, not a curated record